AUGCAAGCAAUUACGAAUGAUAUCGGAAUUAAUCACAUUUUCUCAACACCUUUUCAUCCUCAAACAAACGGAACAAUUGAAAGGUUUCAUGCGACAAUCAAAACACAAUUAUGUAAAUUACAAGAUCUGAAUCAUAAUAAUUGGGAUCAAUAUUUGUCACCAACUAUUUAUGCUUACAAUAUCGGUCAACAUCGAACAACUAAAUAUGCACCAUAUCAAAUAUUAUAUGGAAAACACCCUACUUUACCAUUAACUCAACCCCAACCUAUGUUACAAUUCAUAAGAUCAAAUGAUUAUUAUAAUCAAUUUCGUCAAUACCGUAUAUUUAUCAUCCAACAAGCUCGCAGGAGCAUUCAACAACAACAGCAGCUGAGUAAGAAACGUUAUGAUCAACAUCGGCAACAUAUUCAGUAUGAAAUAGGACAAUUGGUAUUAGCAAAGCCAGCUGUACAAAAUAAUAAAAUAAAUGCGGAAACCUCGGAUUUAAAUCCGAGAGUUAUGUGUACUUCAAAAAGUGAAUGA
This is a messenger RNA of Rotaria sp. Silwood2, 522 nucleotides long. NCBI's taxonomy places the organism in Eukaryota, Metazoa, Rotifera, Eurotatoria, Philodinida, Philodinidae. The record is from the annotation of a GenBank genome assembly.